CAUAUAUAAAAAAUGCAAGCCAUUAAAUUAGUAGUUGUUGGUGAUGGUGCUGUUGGUAAAAGUUGUUUAUUAAUUGCAUAUACAACAAAUGCAUUCCCAGGUGAAUAUGUACCAACAGUAUUUGAUAAUUAUUCUGCAAAUGUAAUGAUUAGUGGUAAGCCAUAUAAUUUAGGAUUAUGGGACACAGCAGGUCAAGAAGAUUAUGAUAGACUCCGUCCAUUAUCAUAUCCACAAACAGAUGUUUUCUUAAUUUGUUUCAGUAUUAUAUCAAGAGCCAGUUUUCAAAAUGUUAAAAGUAAAUGGUUUUUAGAAAUUUCACAUCAUGCACCACAUAUUCCAAUUGUAUUGGUUGGAACCAAAUGUGAUUUAAGAGGUUCAGGAAAACCAGAAAUUUCAAAUGCUGAGGCACAAUUAUUGGUUAGAGAAUUAGGCUUUAGUUGCUAUGUUGAAACCAGUGCUCUCACCCAAACUGGUUUAUCACAAUGUUUCCAAAUGGCAAUUAAUUCUACAAUCAAUGCACCAAAAUCAAAAUCAUCAUCUUCAAAUAAGAAAAGCUUCUUUUCAUCUUCAUCUUCAUCUAAAGAAAAGCCAAUGCCUUUACCACCAGUUAUGCCACCAGCCGGUAAAGCACCAUGGAUCGAUAUUAUUACAAGCAGUUAUGAUAAAGAAAUGAAAGAAACUUUAAAUAGUGAAACUUUUAGUGACGUUAAAUUUACAUUUGUUGAAGAAAGACCAGUAUUUGCUCAUCGUGUAAUUUUAUGUUCAGCAUCAGAAUUCUUUAGAAGAUUAUUUGACUUUACAUUGUCAUCAGACCAAGCAUCCUAUAAACUUUCCGAUAUUAAUGAUGGCAAGGUACCAGGAAUUCGUAGUAUGAUCGUUACUGACACUGAAAAGAAUGAUGAUGGUACUAAAUCAUCGGGUCAAUUUGUAGAGGUAGCCAUUGAAGGUUCCAUUAGCCGUCGUGUAUUCAAUAGAUUUAUAGAGUUCCUUUAUACUGGUAUUGUUCACUAUGUAGACAAAAACGAUCAAAUUCACGAAACCAUUACAUUAGGUGAGCUCUUCAAAUUUAGAUAUCUCGUUAGUGCAUGCAAGAAUAUUUUAUCAGGUAGUGAGGAUUUAAAUCCAAGUAUUGGUACCUUUUUAAAUGAUCAAUUAGGUGAAACUUGUAAAGAAUUAUUUUUCUCAAAGAAGCAACUUUCAGAUAUUCAAUUUAUUGUAGAGGGUAGAUCCAUUUUCGCUCAUAAGGCCUUAAUUUUUUCACGUUCAAGUGUAGUAAAUGCAUUAAUUGGUCGUAAUUUCAUAGAAAGAGAAGGUAAAGUCGAAAUGUCCGAUGAUAUUACUUAUGAUUGUUUCAUGGCUGUGCUCGAAUAUCUUUAUACUGCUCAUGCUCCAAUUGAAGAAGGUGAUAGUGUUGGUAUUUUAAUUAUGGCAAAUCGUUUCGAUCUUCGUCGUUUAGUAUCACUCUGUGAAUUAUAUAUCUCUAAAGAAAUUGAAAAAGCAACUUUUAUUGGUAUCUUUAGAUCAGAAUUAGAUAUCAUUGGUUUAUUAAUUUGUGCUCAAAGACACAAUGCAUCCCAAUUAGAAAAGUUCUGCCUCCAUUUCAUUUCAUCAAAUUAUCAACCAAUGCGUAGACGUAAAGAAUAUUCAUUAUUAGACGAUAAAACAAAGAAAUAUAUCGAAGAUCAUCAAUGGCCACCAAUCAAAUAUUUAGAAGAUUUAGAACAAUAUGAAAAAGAUAUGAGCAAUUAUAAAAAAGAAACUUCAAAAGGUUGGUUUAAAUAAAUAUUAUAAAUAAAAUAAUAAUAAUAAAAAAUAAAAAACAUAAUAGAAUAUUUGUAAAGUAAUCACAAUUAAUAUAUUGUGUGUAAAAAAUAAAAAUAAAAAAGAAAUAAUUGUUUUUUAAUAUCAUAAAAU
Molecule: messenger RNA, 1914 nt
Organism: Dictyostelium purpureum
Lineage: Eukaryota; Evosea; Eumycetozoa; Dictyosteliales; Dictyosteliaceae
Gene: racA
Exons: 2
Coding region: 13-1782 (589 amino acids)
Biological process (GO): regulation of cell shape; regulation of actin cytoskeleton organization; establishment or maintenance of cell polarity
Cellular component (GO): cytoskeleton; cell cortex; cell projection
Molecular function (GO): GTPase activity; protein kinase binding; GTP binding
Source: RefSeq, a predicted model, not a curated record